AUGGUCAGUGUAGGAAAGAUAGAAAUGCUUCCAACACUUGGUCAUUGUGAAGAUUCGGCCUGUUCGGUAUCAUCAUCUCAUAAAUUAGUACGAUUAUUUCGUUGUUCAAUUCAUUGUGAUCGUAACUUGUGCUUACACCAUUUAAAUGCACAUAAUGUGUAUUACGAAGAAGAAAAAAAACAAAAUGAUAUGGUUGUGUAUGAAUUACAAAAAUGUUUAAAUUUAUACCAAUCAAUAUUUGAUCAACAAAUACUUUCUUAUCGUGAACUUGUUCGUCAAGCAACAACAGUGUUGUUAAAUAAUACAUCAUCACUUGUUCCAAUAGAUCAAAUUCGACCUGUUAUAGAAAGAAUUCAACAAGCCAUUGCAAUUUUUCAAGGAGAAAAAAUUAUUAUAAAAUGUGAAUCAAUAACCGAUAUAAGUGAUGGUGAAAAUGAAAAAACUAAAGGUGGAAGUAGUAAUGCUUCGGAUCAAAAAGUUAUUUUACGUUUUCCACGAGUUGAAUGUGUUAAAAAUAAUGUUCUAUCUGAAAAUAAGCAUAAAUCUGCCAAUAAUGGGAGUGUAAAUAACUUGAAAGAUAAAGAACCAGAAAAACAAGUCCGAUCUCCUUGUGCAGAAAGAACAAGAGGGAAAGGAGUGAAAAGAAAGGCUUCACCAUUGAAACGCAUACAAAAAUAA
This is a messenger RNA of Rotaria socialis, 678 nucleotides long. Lineage: Eukaryota; Metazoa; Rotifera; Eurotatoria; Philodinida; Philodinidae. The record is from the annotation of a GenBank genome assembly.